Messenger RNA from Gordionus sp. m RMFG-2023, 2375 nucleotides. RefSeq names its product kinesin-like protein KIF3A. Gene Ontology annotation, molecular function: microtubule binding; ATP binding; microtubule motor activity. The transcript is spliced from 12 exons. The coding region runs from base 46 to 2250 and encodes 734 amino acids. NCBI's taxonomy places the organism in Eukaryota, Metazoa, Nematomorpha, Gordioida, Chordodea, Parachordodidae. Gene Ontology annotation, biological process: spindle elongation; microtubule-based movement; mitotic spindle organization. The record is from RefSeq and is a predicted model, not a curated record. Gene Ontology annotation, cellular component: microtubule associated complex.
AAUUCCUUGCUAUUUUGAUUCUUGCUAUUUAGAGGUGGAACCGACAUGAAUCCCACAGAUAUAGAAAAUGUUAAAGUCGUGGUUCGUUGUAGACCACUGACAGAAAGGGAAAAGAUUGAAAAAUUUAAUGAAGUCUUAGAGCUUAAUGAAGAUAAUGGAUCAAUAACUAUCAAGAGUAAUAAUGAUAUUAAAACUUUUACCUUUGAUAAAAUUUUUGGACCUUCAUCAGAACAGGAAGUUAUAUAUAAUAUGGUGGCUAGUCCAUUAGUUGAAAGUGUUAUAGAAGGAUAUAAUGGAACUAUAUUAGCCUAUGGUCAAACUGGAACAGGUAAAACCUAUACAAUGGAAGGAUAUAACUCAAAUUUUGGAAUAAUACCAAAUUCUUUUUCACAUAUAUUUGAUUACAUCUAUAAUUCUGGAGUAAAUAAAAACUUUUUAGUUAGGGUUUCUUAUCUUGAAAUUUAUAAUGAAGAAGUUAGAGAUCUUCUAAACAAAGAUGAUAAAAAAUUGGAGGUUGUUGAAAGGCCUGAGAUUGGUGUAUAUGUUAAAAAUCUUUUAUCAUUUCCAGUCAAUAGUGCUGAAGAAAUGAGAAAAUUAAUGAAUCUUGGAAAUAAAAUCAGGGCAGUAGGCGCCACAAACAUGAACGAACAUAGUAGCAGAUCCCAUGCUAUAUUCACUGUAACUAUUGAAUGCAGUAAUUCAAGCAAUCUUUUACCUAAUGUUAAUAAUACAAACCCGGAAAUUAGUCUCGAUUCUCAAUUGAUCGCCUCAUCAAAUCAUGUCAGAAUGGGUAAAUUGCAUUUGGUGGAUCUCGCUGGUUCAGAAAGAUUAGCAAAGAGCAAGGCGCACCUGUUUGGAGGAAAUCAGAGACUUAAAGAGGCAUCCAAAAUCAAUUUUUCUCUCUCUUGCCUAGGAAACGUUGUGUCAGCUCUGUUAUCAAAUGAUGUAAAUCGUAAUUCUGCAAAUAAUUUUAACAGCUCUGGAGCUUCUAUUCAACACGUUCCUUACAGAAAUUCAAAAUUAACUCACAUACUCAAAGAUAGUUUGGGCGGGAAUGCUAAGACGGUCAUGAUAGCUAAUAUUGGUCCAGCUGACUAUAAUUACGAAGAAACAUUGAGCACUUUAAGAUAUGCUAAUAGAGUUAAAAGCAUUAAAAACAAAGCAGUUAUCAAUGAAGAUCCAAAGGAUGCCAUGCUGAGAAAAUACCAAAAGGACAUAGAAGAAUUGAAGAGAAUGCUUGAAAAUACGAAUGAAGAUGACUUACCAUCUGAUGAGGAUGACGAUGGUGGUGAAGAGGAAAGCAAUAUCAACAAAGAUAAGGUAUCUACACCUGGAAGUUGUAAACGUAAAACUUUAUCUCAGACCAAAAUCCAAGAUAUUCAAAAUGAAAUAGACAUGGAGAAGAAAUUGUUAUCGGAUCGGAAGGACCUCUUAGACGAGGAAAAAAACAUAGUUUUAAUUAAACUGCAACAACGAGAAAAGCAAUUGAUUGAUGCUCGAUUAGAACGCGACGCUUUAAUCCUCAAGCUUUCCUCUAUGGAACACAACGUCCUUAUGGGUGGAGGUUCUUCUCCUAAACCUAAUUCUUUCUCUAACUCAAUCAUAAGCUCCAACACCUUCCCGAACCCUGAUAUGAACAUGCAAGCACUACGAGAUAGUUCUCAAGAGCUGGCCGAUCGCGUGGAACGAACUCGUGCCUUGACUAGAGCCUUUAAAGAGACCCAGGCACUAGGAUUGGAUAUGGAAGAAAAAUAUGUCAAUCUAAAGGAAGAAGCAUUAGGUAAGACCGAGAAGCUCCAAAAAGUUUGGGAGGCAUUGCUUGAGGCUAAGUCCAAGAUCAAAGAAAUAGGUCGCGAACAUCAAAUGGCCAAAGACUCAGCCCUCGAUACUCUGAGAUCAUUGAAUCGUGAAUGUAAACUUUAUACCUCAUUAGUCGAUUAUUUUGUGGUGAGACCUGCUUUUUUAAACCUCAUCAAAGCCAACUCGGAAUGGGACGAAAUUGCUCAAGAGUGGAGACUUCAAUGCGUGGCUUAUACCGGCAACAACGUGCUUAACUCUUCUGCUUUUACUAACGAGGGAUCCAGUUCUGAAUCAGAACCUGAAAGUAACGAUAGCGAUUUCGUUGGAGAGGAUAAUGACGAAGAAAAACAGAAUCGAAUAUUCAACAAUUAUAAAUUGCCUCGUGAAAUAUUAGAUUUGGUCCUAAACAAACAAUUCGACGAGAAAUCUCUUUAUAUAUCAUUAAAUUAGUCUAAUUUGUAUUUAUCGUCAUAAAACAUUUGUGCAAUUUAUGUGUAAUAUAGUUUUUGAAGUUUAGUAUUUUUAUUACAUUUAUUCUACAGUGCAAUCAGUAACAUUAUACAACAUUCCAUUCU